AUGUCGGCGCCGGUGAUCGACCCGAUGCGUCUGAUCAUGACGUACUGGCCGGCGGAGGCCCCGAAGGGGAUCGUCGGCGAGGGCGGCCAGGAGACGAUCGGCACGGGCGGCUCGGACGAGCUGGACAUCUUCAUGGAGACGCAGGUGCAGAACAUGGUCUCGGACCGCCUGCUGCGCCAGGCGAUCAACGAGCCGAACAUCCGCGAGACGAAGUGGAUCCAGGGGUUCGUCGUGAACGGUCGCGUGGACGAGGUGGAGGCGCUGAAGGACCUGCGCGACCACGUGAGCGCCCGGGUGGUCCCGGACACGCUGUUCAUGCAGCUGAACGCGCGGUUCUCGAGCAAGGCGGACGCGAAGACGGUCGCGGACGUGCUCCAGACGGUGUACAUGGCGGACGUGCGCCGGCAGGCGAACCGUGGUCUGAACGACGACAUCUCGCUGCUGGAGAACACGCUGCGUGUGACGCGUCAGGAGGUCGAGGCGCUGGACCGCCGGAUCGACAACCUGCUGGGGGAGGCCCAGAUCACGUCGCUCGAGCAGCGCGAGUCCGGGCAGUUCGCCGAGAUCCAGAACCUCCAGCCGGCGCUGGUGGAGAUCCGGGAGCAGCGGGCGCUGGCGCGCGAGCAGCUGGGCAGCUACGAGCAGCUGCUGAACUCGCCGGGCGGUGUGCAGUACCCGGACACGGUGCGUUCGGAGGCGGAGGGGCACCCGAUCAUCGCCAACCAGGACGCGCUGAUCGCGAACGAGAAGGCGGCGAUCCGCGCGAUGCUGAACCGCUUCGGCGAGCGUCACCGCGAGGUGGUCCGCCGGAAGAACAUGCUGGCGGCGCUGGAGCAGGAGCGUGCGGGGCUCGUGGAGCAGAAGACGGCGGAGCUCUUCCGCGCGCGGAUCGAGCAGCUCCGCUCGACGAUCGCGAACCUGCAGGAGAGCGAGAACGACCUCCAGGAGCGUCUGCGCCAGGCGCAGGACAGCCUCGUGGAGGUGACGCAGGUGCUCAAGGAGCACGACAACCUGGCGCAGGAGCGUUACGAGAAGCAGGAGGCGAUCAAGUCGCUGAACGAGCGGAUCACGAACCUCCGGAUGCUGGUGACGGGCGGCACGCGUGUGGCGCUGAACUCGGCGCCGGAGCUGCCGAACGAGGUGUCGUUCCCGCGCCUGCCGGUGACGGUGGGCGGGACGGCGUUCCUGGUGUGCGCGGCGGUCGGCGGCCUGAUUUUGCUGAAAGAGAUCCGCGAGACGCGUGUCCGCGGGCCGCAGGACGUGCUGGCGAUCCCGCGCACGAAGGUGCUCGGGGUCAUCCCGGACAUCAGCCUGGACCCGUCGAAGCCGGAGUCGGUGGAGAUGGCGUCGCGGGACAAGCCGCAGGGGGUCAUCGCGGAGUCGUUCCGCCAGAUCCGCGGCGGGAUCAUCAAGAGCAUGGACGAGCACGACAUCAGCUCGAUCGUGAUCUGCGCGGGGAUGCCCUCUUCGGGCGCGACGUCUGUGACGACGAACCUGGCGUUGAAGCUGUCCGUGGCGGGUCACCGGAUCCUGAUCGUGGACGGGAACCUUCGCCGUCCGUCGAUGCACAAGGUCUUCGGUGUGUCGCGCACUCCGGGCCUGAGCGACUGCCUGCUCGGGAAGUCGACGGUCGACGCGUGCGUGGUCUCGACGAGCUUCGGGAACAUCGAUCUCCUGCCCGCGGGCGAGACAAUGGAGGGCAUCUUCGAGAAGCUGCCGACGAAGGCGAUGGCGGACGUGAUGGCGCAGGCGGAGUCGAAGUACGACCUCGUGCUCGUCGACUCGGCGCCGGGCAUGGUCGGCGAGGACGCGGUGUCGAUCGCGAACCACUGCGACGCGUGCAUCCUCGUGGCGCGGGCGCUGAGCGAGAAGCGCGGCCUCGUGGCGCGUCUCCGGAACCAGCUGGGCGACACGUCGGCGCGAUUCCUGGGCGUGAUCGUCAACGGCGUCGAGGCGUCGGCCGGCGGUUACUUCCGCAAGAACUACAAGACGACCCACGACUACACCACCGGCGACCGCGCCGAUGGCGCGGGCAAGGGCAAGAAGUCCAAGGCCGAGGGACUCAUGAACGCACGCGCCGCACAACCUGACACCACGCGCCGGCGCUCCCUCGUCACGGGGGGCGCCGGUUUCAUUGGCUCGCACCUCGUCGACGCCCUGCUCGCGCGGGGCGAUUCGGUGACGGUGGUCGACGACCUUUCCACGGGCUCGCUGGAGAACCUCGCGGACGCGGGGCUCGAGAAGACGCGCCUCCGAUUCAUCGAGAAGACGCUCGGCGCGUCGCUCCGCGAGGACCUCGUUUCCGAGCCGGCGUUCGACGAGGUGUACCACCUCGCGGCGUCCGUCGGGGUGAUGCGGAUCCUGGAGCAGCCGGCGGAGUCCAUCGAGACCAACGUGCUGGAGACGGGGGCGCUGCUGCGGUACUGCGUGGAGCGCGACCCGGGGCGGAUGCCGCGGGUGCUCGUGGCGUCGAGCUCGGAGGUCUACGGCCUCGGCGGGCGUGGCGAGAAGCUGCGCGAGUCUGACGAUUGCACCUACGGCCCCACCACGGCUCACCGGUGGUCGUACGGGUAUUCGAAGGCCGUGGACGAGUUCCUGGCGCUGGCGCACCACCGCGAGUACGGGCUGCCGGUGGUGAUCGCUCGGUUCUUCAACGUUAUCGGGCCGCGACAGACGGGCGAGCACGGGAUGGUGGUCCCCCGGUUCGUGGCGUCGGCGACGCGUGGCGAGCCGCUCACGGUUUUCGGUGACGGGACGCAGGUGCGGACGUUCUGCGACGUGCGCGACGUCGUGCCCGUGCUGCCGGUGCUGGUGGGUCGAGAGGCGUGCUCGGGGGAGGUUGUGAAUAUCGGUUCGGAUUCACCGAUCAGUGUGCGAAAUCUUGCGCAGGAAGUGGUGCGUGUGCUGAAUUCGGCUUCCGAAAUCCGCACGAUCCCGUACCAUGAGGCGUACGUGGGCGGAUUUCAGGAUCUCCCGCACCGCUGCCCGGAUCUGAGCAAGGCACGGAGAGAGCCGUCCCGCCCGCGGGACGGGCGCGCCGACGACGCCAUGAUCGCAUCGCUUUUCACCACGCCUGGCCGCUCGACAUUCGACUCGAUUUCCGGGAUCGAUCAGGGUCCUGCCGCGUUGACGAGCGUGAUCGAGCCGCUGGGUUCCCGGCUGGAGGUGCUCUCGGGGUACCUGGUGAUCUUCGUGGUGGCGUUCCUCGUGUCGCUGCUGGCGACGCCACUGAUGCGUCGGCUGGCGCUGGCGAACGGCGUGGUGGACAGCCCGAACGACGCCCGGAAGAUCCACCGUGAGCCGAUCGCGUAUUUGGGCGGCGUGGCGGUGUACCUGGGGAUGAUGGCGGCGAUCGUGUUCUCGUUCGUGUCGACGGACAUCGUGAGCGUGUUCCCGUUCACCUUGUUCGAGCCGCACCCCUCGCGGUUCGAGCUGCAGCACGUGUCGUUCGCGAUCCUGCUGGGCAUGACGAUCAUCAUGGUGAUCGGCCUGCUGGACGACGUGGUCGGGCUGGACCCGCGGCUGAAGGUUGGCGGUCAGCUGAUGGCGGCGGCGGCGCUGGCGAUGAGCGAGAUCGGGACGCAGGUGGCGCAGGGGCUGCUCCGGCCGAUCGGCCGGCUGCUGCAGAACGAGUCGCUGGUGUACGUGAUCGACCUGCCGGUGCCGAUCCCGGGGUUCAGCGACCAGAUCCCGAUCGACAUCAUCUACUGGGUGGGGACGGCGAUCAUCGCGAUCUUCAUCCUCGGGGCGUGCAACGCGAGCAACCUGAUCGACGGGCUCGACGGGCUGCUCUCGGGGGUGACGUCGAUCGCGUGCGCGGGGCUGCUCUUCGUGGCCUUGACGAUGGCGCUGAUGGACGACGGGAUCCACGACGCGGCGCGGAUCACGCUGACGCUGGCGUUGCUCGGCGGGUGCAUGGGGUUCCUGCCGCACAACUUCAACCCGGCUCGGAUCUUCCUGGGGGACUGCGGUUCGCUGCUGCUGGGGUACACGACGAUCGUGAUCGUGCUGCUGCUGGGUCAGACGGGCAAGACGCACCUGGUGGUGGCGGGCCUGAUUAUUUACUCGAUCCCGAUCGUGGACACGGUGCUGGCGAUUUUCCGGCGGAAGCUGGCGGGUCUGCCGAUGAGCGCGCCGGACGACAAGCACAUGCACCACGUGCUGAAGCGGCGUUUCGGCGUGAAGGGCGCGGUGCUGGUGAUCUACGCGAUCGGGACGGUGUUCGCGCUGAUCGGCGCGGCGCUGUCGCUGCUCGAUAUCCGUGAGGUGCUCACGGCGGCGAUCGUGCUGGGUGCGUUCCUGGGGAUCGCGUGCCUGAAGAUCGGUCGGACGCAGGCGGCGGACAUCCGGCGUCGCCUGGCGGCGGGUGACGGGCCGACGAUCAAGAAGGCCGGGGCGUACACUGCGCCCAUGAGCAGCAUCCAGGAUUUUCGUGAGCGUCGCGCGGCGGGUCAGGCGAAGCUCGAGGCGCUCGAGCACCUCGGCAUCAAGCGGUUGCUGACGAUCGACCACCAGACGUACCGGGACGCGACGGACAGGGGCGGGCUGGACGAGCGGACGAAGGAGCUGCUCGGGCUCGCGACGAGCGCGGUGCUGCGGUGCGACGACUGCAUCCUGUACCACGUGGAGCGGUGCGUCGAGCUGGGGUGCACGAAAGAGGAGAUCGUGGACGCGCUGAGCGUGGUGUACGUGGUGGGCGGAUCGAUCACGAUCCCGCACCUUCGGCGCGCGGUCGCGGCGAUCGACGAGCUGAUGGUGGAGGUGGUAGCCGAACUGGGUUCGGACGGGCUCGGAGACCUCGCCGAUGGGGAGGUUGGAGAAGACGACCUUGUCGAACUCGGGGACCAUGUCGCCCUUCUUGAAGGUGCCGAGGUCGCCGCCGCCCUUGCCGGAGGGGCACUGGGAGUGCUGCGCGGCGAGCUCGCCGAAGUCCGCGCCCUCUUCGAUCUGCUUCUUGAGAUCGAUGGCUUCCUGCUCGGUUUUGACGAGGAUGUGACGGGCGCUGGCGGUGGCCAUGGCGGUGAGAUCGCGCGCGGCGUGGAGAACGCGGGGCUACCCGUGACGCUGGUUUCCCCGGUGACGGACCACGAGGCGAGCGAUUCGUGCGGGGUUCGGAUCCUGGGCGAUGAGUCGGAGGGGUUCUGGAAGGACCACAAGGGGGCGCAGAUCAACGCGAUCCGGACGCGGACGCACCUGGAGCGGGCGGACGUCGUGAUCGUGCGGUUCGCGGGGAAGUACCGGGAGUGGAACGCGGCGCUGGACGCGGGGUACGCGCUGGCGCGGGGGAAGCCGAUCGUCGUGAUCCACGACGAGGAGCUGACGCACGCGCUGAAGGAGGUGGACGCGGCGGCGCUGGCGGUGGCGCGGACGGCGGGGCAGGCUGUUGAGAUCCUGGAGUACGUGAUCGCGCUCAGCGGUUCGCUGGAGCGUCUGGCGACGGGGCGGCGCAUCAACCGGGCGUCGGACGACCCGGCGGGGACGGUGCUGCUCUCCGCGACGACGGCGCGGCGGCAGGCGGUGGAGGCGCAGAUCUCGGGGCUGGAGCGGACGCGGCUGCUCAACGACACGACGUCGGGGGCGUACACGGACAUCGCGGACCGGCUGAUCCGUCUGCAGGGGAUCCUGACGGAGGCGGCUGACACCGGCGGGCGUUCGGAGGAGGAGCUCGAGGCGCUGCAGGUCGAGGCGGACGCGAUUCUGGACUCGAUCGACUACACGGCGGAGACGACGACGUUCAACGGGAUCCGCGUGCUGAACGGCGAGGGGAUCCUGCUGGGGACGACUCUGGAGACGCGUCUGAACGCGCACACCGGCUCGCUGGGAUCGACGCUGUACGAGGUGCUCGUCGAGGAGGCGCAGGGCGAGCCGGGGAGCGAGGGGUACACGCCGGCGCAGUACACGGGCGUCGACGUUUCGCUGGGGGACCUGCGGACGGGCGGGGUGCUCAACCUGGUGGACGGCGACGUGGAGCGAGCGCAGUCGGUGCUGGAUUCAGCGUUGAAGCAGGUGGUCCGGGCGGGUGCGAAUACGGACGACCUCGGGCUUUCGGCGCAGAUCGCGGCGCUGUCCGGGGAGCUGGAGACGCUCGCGAAGAUCGAGAGCGAGGUCGGGGACACGGAUUACGCGUCGGAGUCUUCCGAGCUGGUGCGCCGCCAGGUGCUGGCGGAGGCGGCGACGCGGGCGAUCCUGAUUCACCGGGAGCAGACCGCGCAGACGACGCUCGGGCUGCUCGGGUGA
Molecule: messenger RNA, 6237 nt
Organism: Symbiodinium necroappetens
Lineage: Eukaryota; Dinophyceae; Suessiales; Symbiodiniaceae
Source: the annotation of a GenBank genome assembly